Molecule: messenger RNA, 996 nt
Organism: Giardia duodenalis
Lineage: Eukaryota; Fornicata; Diplomonadida; Hexamitidae
Product: WD40 repeat protein
Exons: 1
Coding region: 1-996 (331 amino acids)
Cellular component (GO): nucleus
Molecular function (GO): protein binding
Source: RefSeq, a predicted model, not a curated record
AUGAGUGGAAGGUGCUUUACAUUCUCUGCACACGGGCCUCUAUAUGGCUUAUCGUGGUCCUGUAGGACAGAUAUGCCUAUGCGCCUGGCCAUAUCAACCAUUUCGGAUGCGUGUCCGAAUGAGUUUUCAAUUAUUAGUUUGCAAAAGGAAAGACGGGACUUUAGGGUGGUAGCGUCAGCAUCGGUAGUUUACCCUCUCUCUAAGAUACAGUUUCUCCCCAGUAAGGAUGUGAGUAAUCCUGAUCUGAUCGCUACGGUAUCAGACAGCCUUAGAAUUUUUGAAAUAGACAAUCUAAAGGACGAUGGUCGGGCAGAGCUUUGUUCUCGCGGCAGGUUGCUUGUUAAUGAGACGCGGCCCGUGCCCAUACUGUCCAUGGAUUGGUGUGCACACUCGCUUAAUAUAAUAAUGACUGCAAAUCUAGACACAACUGUUUCCUUGUGGGACAUAUACAAACAGGAAGUGGAUAUACGCUUCGUGGCACAGGAGAGGGCGGUCACUGACUGCUGCUUUUCAUUAAAGGACCCCAAUAGGUUUCUUACAUGCGGGGCAGAGGGAAACCUGAGAUUAUAUGACAGAAGAAGGAUGCAUGUGGCCAAUGAAAUUUAUACUGGUAAUGAAGCUAUUUUGAGGGCUCAGUUCAAACCAACCGAUAGCAACUUUAUUACAUGUUUUGGCGAGAAGAGCACAGAUAUUAUUCUUCUGGAUGCUCGGAGUACAGUUAAACCACUAGCUCGCCUUAAAGGUCACACAGACUAUAUCAAUGGAAUAAGUUGGGGUCGAGACUCACACGGGGGCUACUUCGUCAGUGUUGCAAACGACGGCAGAGCCCUCAUUUGGGACGGAGGCUCCGGAACCUACACUCCGUUCAUGGAGUAUGUGGCGACUUCGGCAUCUGGAGAGCCCCUGGGGCCAAUCAACUCCGUAGAUUGGAAUCAAUCAAAUCAUGAUUGGGUUGCUUUGACCGUGGAUGAUGAGGUGCAAAUCCUCCACGUGUAA